AUGGCCCUACCGCUCCCCGCGGCGCAUCCCGCCCCGCACGGCCCGCCGCCCCGCCGCGCCGCGCAUGCGCCGGCCACGCCCCCACCCGCGGGGGGGCGCGGCCGGCGCAUGCGCGGCGCGGCGGCGGGUAAAGCGCGGAGGCUGGAUUUGAGAGGAGCGGAGCGGGGCGGGAUCAAAGGGCGGAGAGCGGAACGCGGAGCGGAGUGUGUGGGCUGGGCGGGGGGGACGCGCGGGGACACGGGGAUACGGGGUGCCAUUCUGGAACGCGUCCCAGCGCCGCGGUGGCAGCGCCUCGGUGACAGCACCCGGCGGCUCAGGGAUGUGGCCAUGCUGCGGCUGCUGGUGGCCAGUGCCCACAUCCCCGGGGCCACCGGCUCCGGUCCCGGUGUGCACGUGUCUGCCCGCUUCAGAGGUACCGCUGGGUACAAGGAAGGGGGGGGACACACACACCGCGGUGGCCGUCCCCGUGGGACGGGAUGGCGUCGGCCAUCGCCACGCGAUGGGAUGGCAUCGGCCAUCCUGGUGUACCGGGGCGGCAUCCUCGUGGGACGGGAUGGUGCCGGCCACGCUUGGGGACAGCGCUGGCCGUCCCCACGCGUGGGGACAGUGCCAGCCUUCCCCUUGCACCCCGACGUCCCCACCCUGACGUGCCACCGCCAUCCCUCCCGUCCCCCCCCCCCCCCAGGCGUCCCCAGGAGCACCCGGGUGGUGCCGGAGGAGCGCAGCCCCACUUGGAAUGAGACGCUGGCAUGGCCACUGGGCACGCGUCCCCUGCACCCCACGGCCAGCCUGACCCUGCGCCUCCGGCACUGGGGCCAGCCGGCACCCCGGGGGGACCUGGGUGCCACCACAGUGUCACUGGACCGGUUGGUGGCCAACCCCGGGCUGCCACUGGCCCUCAGCCACGUCCCGCUGCUGGACCCGCGGGGACAGCCCACGGGGUGCACCGUCACCCUCCGCUGCUCCUACGUCCCCCGUGGCACGGCCGGGGACGCCGCGGUCCCCCUGCAAGGACCGGUGCCACCGCCGGCGGUGUCACCGGCGACAGCCCCCCGCCCCGGCAAGCCCCCGGCAGGGAGGAAAGAGGAUUUCCAGGUACGGGUGAGGAUCAUCGAAGGCCACCAGCUCCAGGGCAAUGACAUCAAGCCGGUGGUGACGGUCCUCAUCGGCCAGCACCGCUUCAGGACCAGGAUCCGAGUGGGGAACAAUCCCUACUACAACGAGGUGUUUUGCCAAAAUUUCCACCGGACGCCCGCCCAGCUGGCGGCGGAACCCAUCCGCAUCCAGGUGCUGGACUCACGGGCCACCCGCGCCGAAGCCGUCAUCGGCGUCUUCCAGCUGGACGUCGGCACCGUCUACCGCGCACCGGGACGCAGCUUGAGCUGGAAGUGGCUGAGCCUGCAGCAUCCGAAUCGCCCCGACGCCGGGUCCCGGGGGUACCUCCGCGUCAGCCUGGCCGUCCUUCGCGCCGGCGAGCCGGUGCCGGAGCAGGAGGAGCCGGCGCGGGACGAGGACGUAGAGGCCAACCUGCUGCGGCCACCGCCGUGUGCCGCCACGCUCCAGCUCCGCGUCUACCGCGCCGAGGACCUGCCGCAGGCAGAACCGGCUCGGCAAUGCCUUCCCUCGGUGCUACCGGCUGGUGGCAAGAUGGGCUUCGUGGCGGCGGCGGUGCGGGUCACCUUCGCCGGCAGGACGCUCUGCACCCGGGUGAUGCCCCCCGAUGCCAACCCAACGUGGAACGAGGUCUUCUUCUUCCCUCUGCGGCUGCCCCCCAUCUGUGAUGAGAUCCAGCUGGCCAUCCUCAGCGGGUCCCGCAGCAGCAAAGUCCUGGGCACCGCCACCCUCCGCCUCUCCCAAAUCUCCUCCGCCGGUGCUGAGCUCGAGGAGGGGACCCCCGGCUUCUCACCCUGCUUCGGACCCAGCUUUCUCCCCUUCUACGGUCCCCGGCCAGAUUCUGCCAGGACACCCAGUACCGACGCCGGGGUGGCUUAUCGGGGUCGGGUGCUGCUGGAGCUCAGCACCCACAUGGGGACCCCGGAUGGGCGCCAGCGAGACACCAUCGCCCCCGAGGACAUCGCCCGGGUGCAGCGCCACUUGCCCCGCCGCCGAUUCGGGUUGUGCGGGGUCUUUUAUUCGGCCACCAUGGUGCCAGCCGGCCCCGAGCUCCUGCGCUUUGAGCUCAGUUUCGGCAAUUACGGGGACACGGGCGACGUCACCUGCAAGCCGGCCGCUUCCGUCACCCCACACGGUUGUCCCCUCUUCGAUGGCCACCGCUAUCACUACCUGCCGUGGUACGGUGACAAGCCGGUGGCGGCUGUCACCUCAUCCUGGGAGGACGCCGGUCACCGUUGGGAUACCCUAAACCUCCUGCGUGCCGUGUGCCGGCGGUUGGAGAGGAACGUGACGGAGCUGCGGGACGCCCGGGGGGACGCCGGGGGGGACAUCGGCAGGAGGCUGCUGCGUCAGCUGGCGCAGGACUGCAGGCGGGCACUGCCCCAGCUGGAGGCGCAGCCCACCCCCACGCCGCUGGACACCCACCUCCGGGCCGCCCGUCUUCACCUCCUCCGGCGCGUGGCUGCGGCGGCGGCGGUGCCACCGAGAGCCGGCUGGGACACGUUGCUGCCGGUGGCCGAGGGCUGGCUGCGGCGCGUGGUUGCCUUGGCUGUCGAGCCGCAGGCCGGCGUGCCCGACGUGCUGCUGUGGCUGCUGCAGGGGGAGCGGCGGGUGGCCUGUGCCCGCGUCCCCGCGACCGACCUCAUGUUCUCCCGGAGUGGCCCCGGCACCUGCGGCAGGCUCUGCGGCCGCAUCCAGACCCUCUUCCUGGUGGGCUCUGGGGACAUCCGUGCCCAGCUCCGGCUCCGUCUGUGGCUGGGACGGGUGGCCGACAGCGGGGACCUGCCACGGCACCUCGAGGGCACCCCGCGCGUCUACGCCGAGACGUAUGAAAACCAGACCAAGCUGUUGGGCAAGUGGGGUUCCCGGGGAUUGCUGGGGCGCCCCGGCUUCUCCGACAGCGCCGGCAAAGCGGGGCUCCCCCGCCACAAGAUCCGGCCCCCCAAGGGCUGGCGUUGGGACGGACCCUGGACCGUGGAGCCCCAGCGGCGGUUGCUGCUGGACACGGAGACCAACGUGGGCGAGGUGCUGGAGGAGGUCUACGAGAAUGAGAGCCGGCAGCCCGGCGGGGAGUGGGGACCCGCCGCCGCGGCCAGCACCGAUGCGAGCGGCGUGGCGGUGCCGCCUAAGGAGGAGGUGGCGUGUCCCCGAGGUUGGCACGUCACCGACGGCUGGCGGGUGGACGUGACGGGGGCCGUGGACGAGGCCGGUUGGGAGUACGGGGUGAGCGCGGCCCCCGGCAGCCCCCCACCGGCAUGGCACGCCGUCGAGAAGACGUACCACACGCACCGGCGUCGGCGCUGGCUGCGCACCCGCCGCAGGGACCCCGGCGCCCAGGGACGGGAGCAGGAUGUGGCCGCCUUCCUCCGGCUGGUCGGGGCGCACAGCCCCGAGGCGGCGGCGGGGGCCGAGGCCUGGGAGUACGGACCCCUCUGGGGCUGCCGCUUCCAUCUCCAGCCCCGGGCGGGCGACGUGUGCCGGCGGCGUUGCUGGCACCGGCGCAUGGUGCCCACGCAGCCCUCGCCCGUGGCACCCCUAUUCCUCCUGGAGGGCUCCCCGGGCACGGAGGACCCGGCCGAGGAGGACAAGCCGGCUGCGGCAGAGCGGCAGUCGCGGGGCUCGAUCCGGACCCCCCCGCAGCAGCCCGUGCCCCUCAUCCUCUGCGCCUUCCAGCGACCCAACUUCUUCCAGCUCCGCUGCUACAUCUUCCAGGCGCUGGAGCUGGCACCCCACGGCACCAAGGCCACCGCAGACCCCGUCGCCCACGUCUCCUUCGUGCACGUCAGCCAGAGCACCCGGGUGCUGCCCAGCACCCUGGACCCACUCUGGGACCAAACGCUGCUUUUUCACCGGGUGCUGCUGUACGGGGACCCCCGGGGUGUCCAGGAUGAGCCCCCCGCUGUGGUGGUGGAGGUCUUCGACCAGGACGGUGGGUACGGCACCUAUGGGUGGGGGGCACCCAGGGGUGGGGGGCAGCCCCCGUGCCCAAGCAAUGCCUCGCAGGGUGCCGGCGGUUUCCUGGGCAGGAGUGUGUGCACCCCAGAUGUUUGGCUGGACGUGGGACGCCGGCGGCCCCCCCGGCUUCGGCGUUACUCCCUGGGGGGGCCGGGGGGGCCGGCCGGGGAGCUGCUGGCCGCCUUUGAGCUGCUGCACGACGCCGAGGAUGGGUCCUUGGCACAGGUCAGCACCCCCCCGUGGAGGCAGGGGGUCUUCAGCGUCCCCCUGGGCAUCCGGCCCCUCCUGCGGCUGGUGGCACUGGAGGUGCUGGCAUGGGGGCUGCGGGGGCUGCGCAGCGGCGUGCAGGCACCCAGCCUGGAGGUGCAGUGUGGGGGCCGGACGCUGCGGACCCCCACCAUCACCGACCUCGCCGCAAACCCCAAUUUCCCCAUCAACGCCUUCCUGCUCACGCUGCACCUGCCGGCGGAGGAGGAAUACGUGCCCCCCAUCCGGCUGCGGGUGACGGACACGCGGGAUUUUGGGUACCGGCCCGAGGUGGGGCAGGCUUGCGUGCGGAGCCUGGGGCAGUACUGCUGCCAGCCCCACGGCGAGGGGCAGCCCCCCGGCCCUGGAACCCCCCCGCCUGGCUCCGCGGCUCCCUGGGGCAGGAUAGCUCAGAUACUGCCCAGGAUCACCACUGAGAAAGGCGCUGCAGACAAGGCUGCGGAGGAGGAGGACGAUGAAGAUGAAGAUGAGGAUGACUGGUGGAGCAAAUUCUAUGCGGCCACGGGGGACAAAGCGAAGAGCCAGCGGGGGACCAACAGGGACAGACUGAAGAUCUACAGCUGUGAGCUGGAGGCAGUGCCCGAAUUCGAGGGGCUGCAGGAUUUCUGCCAGACCUUCCCGCUCUACCAGCCGGGGGGUCACCCCGCGGCGGGGGAGGACCCCGCGCCUGUGGGCGAGUUCAAGGGGCUUUUCCGUAUCUACCCCCUGCCCGAGGACCCCGGGGUGCCCCCGCCACCGCGCCACUUCCAGGAGCUGCCCCCCAGCCAACCCCAAAAGUGCCUGGUGCGGGUCUACGUCAUCCGGGCCUUCGACCUGCCCCCCCGCGACAGGAACGGGCUGUGUGACCCCUAUGUCCGCGUCUCACUGGGGGCGAAGACGCUGGGCCAGCGGGACCAGUACGUGCCCAACACCCUGGAGCCCGUUUUUGGCAGGCUGUUCGAGGUGACGGGCACCAUCCCGCUGGAGAAGGACCUGCGGGUCUCGCUGCUGGACUAUGACCUGCUGCCACCCGACCAGGAGAUCGGCACCACCACCAUCGACCUGGAGAACCGCCUGCUCUCCCGCUUCCGUGCCCACUGCGGGCUGCCCACCCUCUAUCGCACCAGCGGCCCCGGGCGCUGGAGGGACCAGCUCCCCCCCAGCCGGGCACUGGAGCAUUUUGCCCGCACCCGAGGGCUGCCGGCACCCGAGUUCAACGCCGAUGGCACCACGGUCACCUUCGGGGAUCGCACCUUCCUCCUCAGCCACUUCGGUGGAGCGGCCCCCCCCGUGCGCCGGCAUCUCGGGGUGCCCCGCGAGCGCCUGGCCCUGCACGUACUCCGUGCCUGUCACCUCGUCCCCGAGCACCUCGAAACCCGCACCCUCUACAACAGCACCCAGCCCGGGCUGGAGCAGGGCAAGGUGCAGAUGUGGGUGGACAUCUUCCCCGCCAGCCUCGGGCCCCCCGGGCCCCCCGUCGACAUCACCCCCCGCAAGCCCCAGAGGUACGAGCUGCGCUGCGUGGUCUGGAACACGCGGGACGUGGACCUGGGGGACACCAACCUGGCAGGACAGCGGAUGAGCGAUAUCUACGUCACCGGGUGGCUGGACGGGCUGGAGGAGCAGCGGCAGAGGACGGACGUGCAUUACCGCUCGCUGCAGGGGGACGGGGCCUUCAACUGGCGUUUCGUCUUCUCCUUCGAGUAUUUGGCAGCCGAGCAGCUCUGCGUCCUGCCCAGGAAGGAGCAUUUCUGGAGCCUGGAUGAGACGGUGCUGAAGGUGCCCCCCAAGCUCAUCCUCCAAGUGUGGGACAACGAUAAGUUUUCGGCCGAUGAUUUUCUGGGCGUCCUGGAGCUGGAGCUCACCAGGCUGCCGCAGCCGGCCCAGCACCCCCAGAACUGCACCCCGAUGGGGAAGGGGACCCCCCAAAGCCCCUGGCCCUGGCGGGGGGUGCGGGCCCCCUCCCGGCUGUCCCUUUUCCGGCACAGACGGGUGAGGGGGUGGUGGCCCUGCACGGUGCAGGAGGGCAGCAAGCAGCGACUCUCGGGUAAGCUGGAGCUGAGCCUGGAGUUGCUGACGGCAAAGGAGGCAGAAGAGCGGCCGGCGGGGAAAGGCCGGGAGGAUCCCAACAUGUACCCAACGCUCCCGGCACCCGUGCGUCCCGAGUGGUCUUUCCUCUGGCUGCAGGCACCCCUGCGCACCCUGCGCUACAGCAUCUGGCAGCAACACCGCUGCCGGAUCAGCCUGGGGCUGGCGCUGCUGCUGCUCCUCGCCCUGCUCCUCACCUUCAUCUACGCCGCCCCGGGUUAUUUGGCCAUGAAGCUGGUUAACCCUCUCCAGAGCUUGCAGCUUGCCGGCGGUGAGCAUCCCACGGGCGGUGCGGGCAAGCCCUGACGUGCCAUCCCCGGGGAUCGCCGAGGGGAUGCCACCGGUCUGCAUCACCCCUUUAAUAAAGCCACAUCCAGUAACAGCCAAAGCAUCGACCCCAACUCCAUGGACUGGGGGGACUGACAAAGGAGCUACUCCAUUUUGGGGAGCCCCCCGGCACUGGGACAUGGCCCCCGACUCGCUACGGCACUCGACAGCAUUGGUUUGGGGAGGAAAAGUUGCAUCCAGGGGACUCGGCCGUGACCAGGAGCACAGCUGUGUCACACACACACACACACACCAAUGUUUAUUCCAAGACACCAGUUACAGCUCUAGGGAGAGGUGCAUGUUUCACUCCUGGUUAUCAGGCAAAAAGAGGCAAAAGACCAGAAAAACUCUCCUUUCAUGCCACAACCACCACUGGGCACUUGAAAAAAAACCUCCCACCUAACCUGGCAACAGCAUCCUGCCAAAAAAAAAGCCGGGCAUGUGUGUC
Messenger RNA from Harpia harpyja (harpy eagle), 7177 nucleotides. RefSeq names its product fer-1 like family member 5 (gene FER1L5). Gene Ontology annotation, molecular function: calcium ion binding; calcium-dependent phospholipid binding. NCBI's taxonomy places the organism in Eukaryota, Metazoa, Chordata, Aves, Accipitriformes, Accipitridae. Gene Ontology annotation, cellular component: T-tubule; membrane; cytoplasmic vesicle. The record is from RefSeq and is a predicted model, not a curated record. Gene Ontology annotation, biological process: vesicle fusion; T-tubule organization; monocyte activation involved in immune response.